Molecule: messenger RNA, 1070 nt
Organism: Cucurbita maxima (winter squash)
Lineage: Eukaryota; Viridiplantae; Streptophyta; Magnoliopsida; Cucurbitales; Cucurbitaceae
Exons: 5
Coding region: 172-957 (261 amino acids)
Source: RefSeq, a predicted model, not a curated record
CGAUGAGUACAAGUCGCUUCACUUCCCUUGGUUCCGGCGGAGAUGAUAAAGGAGUUGGAGAGUGGUGGUUAAGAAGGAAGUGGGUGGAAACAGAUUAACAAUGGCCGCUGCCCUCUGAGCUUAACCUUCAAACUUCUUCCCCUCACCUUUCUUCUUGCCGUUGCAAACGGAAUGUCACUUCCAUGGUGGACCUCCGCCACUGCCCUUCCCUCUCCCCCUCAUACUCGGCUGAUUAAUCACCAUUACAAUCGCCUCCUCCACUCUUACAUUCGUCUCGCAAAAUCAAGCCCUUCUACUUUGAAAUCCACCCCUCCGAGAGCUCUAUUGCUUGACGAAUUCAUUCAACUCAGCCACAACAAGGUUUUAGUUGCUGCCGGCGUGUCCGCUGCGAUUGGGCAACUCGCGAAGCCUUUCACUUCUGUUCUUUUUUAUGGCAGAGAGUUCAACUUUAGAACUGCUUUUGGAGCUGGAGGCUUCCCUUCUACCCACUCCUCUGCGGUGGUCGCUGCUGCCACUAUUCUCGGCGUUGAGAGGGGUCUUGCAGAUUCAAUUUUUGGCAUAACUGUAAUUUACGCGUCCCUUAUUAUGUAUGAUGCUCAGGGAGUCAGAAGAGAAGUUGGAAAACAUGCUAAAGCAAUCAACACGCUAUUGCCAACAAAGACACCUGUGAACUCAUCCUUUUCCUAUAAAGAUCAGGAUCGUCGAGUCAACUCGCAACUCGAGAGCAGCAGUCCCCUGUUAUCUGAGGAAGGAACCAGGGCCUUGACGGUACUGAGUCCGUUAAAGGAGGAGGAUAUCGCAUCGUCGAGCUUGGCAACUGAUGUGGAAGAAGGGUCAAGAAGGGAGGGUAGUGAAUGGAAGUCAUUCAAAGAAUCAAUAGGCCACACUGAGAUUGAAGUUGCAGCUGGUGCUUUGUUGGGUUUCACGGUUAGUCUGAUAACUAAUACAUUAUUGUGAUUUAUAAUAUUGAUCUCACAAAUAAACUGUAUCUAUACGAAGUCCCAUUUUCUGUGUCAAAGCUAAACUCGAAAACGAUAAUUUAAUGAGAAAUUUAUUACGUAGAGCCACCA